ACUCGCGACUGCUCGCGACGUCAGUGUGUGACAACACAACAGAGAGACACCGAUUUUGGUUCUCAUACAUCUCAUAACGAAGCCACCAAGCUACAGCGAGUACGGCGACACCGCGGACCACCGCGGACCACGGCGACAGCCUGCUGGCGUAGUAGUGAGCAGAGGAGUAUUCGCGCACUGUUACGAAGAAAAUCAUUACCGGAGUUUUCUGGAGUUUUCUCAAUAGAUUCUCGCUGAGGAUGGCUGGCUGCUGUGUCCCCGGUUGCGGGAACUCGACGGCCAAGGGAUAUUCUUUGAGAAGUUUUCCGAGGGAUCAUAAACGAAGAGAACAAUGGAUCGCCAAUAUCGGCGUACCGAACUGGCAGCCCAACGUGAACAGUCGUAUAUGCGAGGCGCACUUCGCCAAGACUGCAUGGGAGAAGGUCCGCUGUGACGGCAAACGCAAACUGAAAUGUAACGCCGUACCCACGAUUUUCUUCCAUCGUACGAUUGAAGCGUACGACUUGCGCGACCCGACGAAAAGUAACAAAGAUAACAGUACCGUAAACAUGUUCAUUGCGCGUCUGACGAAUGAGGGAGAAGUUAAAAUCGAUUAUCAGUAUCAGUUACGUUCCAAUGAUAUUGAACGAUUGAAGAAUCAAAAACCGUCGGAUGGUCGUCCAAAUCCAUUCAUACCUGAGAAGAAGAAUGAAGAAGAGAAGGAAACUACAGAAGUCGACUGGAAGCAACAAUGUGAGGAAUUGACGUGUCGACUGACAAAGAGCGAAAAAGAAUGCCAGAGACUUCGAGGCAUCAUGAAGAAACGUGAGGAUUUGUUUAACAAGUUAAUAAGAAGGAGUUACAACUGUGGAAAAAUUUUAAAGGAACGCCUAAGGAAACUGAGGAUAGAGAACCAACUUAACAGCAAGUUAAAUAUCAGAUUGAGAGAAGUUUUCAAUGAGGAUCAGAUCAGGGCUAUUAUUAAUCCAAUUGAGAACCGCAAAUGGUCUGACGAAACGAUUAAGCGAGCCGCUCGACUGAGGCUUACAUGUGGCUUGCUCGGAUACCAAGAAAUUUUAGAUCAACAUUUUCCUUUGCCCUUACUAGAAAUUAUUGAACAGAAAAUGGGCGGUGUUGAAUUAGACAAUUAAAUUGUGCUUUCCAAGAUUUCCAAAGCAUAUAUAAGUUUUUAUAUUUAUUAUGUUAUAAUGACUAUCUUGUAUAUUGUAAUGUAGUUACUUAUUAUAUGAUGUUUUACAUGCACUGAUUUUCACUCGAGAAAAAAUAAGUAUAAAUUUUUUGUAAAUAAAAUGAUUUUAAUAGUCUCGAGGGAAUUUGUUAUCGUGAAAUAUGUCUCUUCUGAAAGUGUAACAUUUUGAAUAUCUAAGGAUGUCUUGGCUCUACAGUAACAACUAAAAGUUAUUGAAAUUUAAAAACUGAAA
Messenger RNA from Solenopsis invicta (red fire ant), 1421 nucleotides. RefSeq lists its product as uncharacterized. NCBI's taxonomy places the organism in Eukaryota, Metazoa, Arthropoda, Insecta, Hymenoptera, Formicidae. Gene Ontology annotation, molecular function: sequence-specific DNA binding. The record is from RefSeq and is a predicted model, not a curated record. Bases 240 to 1130 code for a protein of 296 amino acids. The transcript has 2 exons.